AUGACCGAAUCAAUUCGGCUCAUCCCUACUGCUUCUCAGUUGGUCACUGACUCAUAUGCUACCCUGAGUCAUUGCUGGGGCCCAAAUCCGAGCUUUUUUACCUUGACCGCCGGCAAUCUUGCAGCAUUUCAAGCACGAAUCGACAUCACGGAGCUACCGAAAACGUUUCGCGAUGCCAUCCUGUUUUGUCGGAACAUUGGUAUUCGGUACCUUUGGAUUGAUAGUCUAUGCAUAAUUCAGAGUGGGGAUGGUAGCGAAGUCGAUUGGCUCCAGCACGUCUCAUUGAUGCCACAAAUUUACAGGAACGCUAUCCUCAAUGUUUCUGCAGAUUGGGCAUCUUCGUCGCAGCAUGGACUCUUCCACAUCAGGACUCCAGUCAAGAAGAUCGAGUACAAGUCCCAAGCGUUGCAACACAGCCUUGCGGCGGCGCCGUUACAAAAACGUGGAUGGGUAUUGCAGGAACGGGUUAUGUCACCUCGGAUCAUACAUUUCGCACAAGACCAGCUACAUUGGGAGUGUGCCCAGUCCCUGAGCGUUAGGAACGAGGUCGAAACCAUACCAACAUCCGUACUCCGAAGGUCUCGACCUCUGAACAACGAAAACCUCCAAUUGCAGAAAUUCUGUGAAUUAGUGGAAGAGUACAGUAAUCGCCGGCUUACACACGUGAACACGGAUAUAUUCCCUGCCUUCGGAGCAAUCGCUGAACACUUCGCCAAAAACUUGGAUUCACGGUACAUUGCGGGCUUUCUAGAAUGCCAUCUCCCGAGCCUCCUUGCUUGA
Molecule: messenger RNA, 780 nt
Organism: Macroventuria anomochaeta
Lineage: Eukaryota; Fungi; Ascomycota; Dothideomycetes; Pleosporales; Didymellaceae
Product: HET-domain-containing protein
Exons: 2
Coding region: 1-780 (259 amino acids)
Source: RefSeq, a predicted model, not a curated record